AUGGCAGGAGUGCGACUUCGCGUUCAACGGCUCGCUGGCGCUCGUGCCAUUCUACCUGCUGCUCACCAUGCGCCCCUCGCUGCCCUUCUCCGACUCGCUGCUCUUCUACAAGUGAGCGCUCACUUCGCUCCCACUCUCGCUUGCCGGCGUGCUCAUCUCCUCUCGCCGCCCUUCCGUCUCAACUCGCUCCCCCUCUCGUUUGCCCCACCCACUCUCCCUUUAAUUUCAUCUCGCCUGCAACUCUCUCCUCCGGGCGGUGCUUGGCACGCUCGCCUCUCUCACCCCCACCCCCCUCUCUCACUCUCGCCCUCCUUAUCUCCACCCACUCCCUCCAUCCCCCAUCUCUCCUUCCCUCCCUUCCCCCUUGCUCCCCCUCCUGUCUUACUCCCUGGGGAGCGCGGCCACUCGUGUCCGCCGUUUGACCUGGUCAACAGUGCCGGCAUGAAGCUCGUCGUGCGAGGCGCGUCCCCCAAGAGGUCAUGUCCGCCGUUGUUCCAUCCUCCUUCUGCAAGAAUACCUGGCACCGAUGUGGUUCCCAUGGUAUAUGGCAAUCUGCUGAUGAAGCUGUGUGAACCGCCGCGUCUCUUGUCCUCUGCGUCACUUGUGUUUGAACCACGGCCUCACUUGUCCUCUGCUGUGCGUGGGCAGCAGCAGUACUCAGGCACGUGCUUCAUAGUGGAGUUUGAGUCGCUGCUCAUCAAGAUGGGGCUGGGCCGCAACAACAUCGCCAAGCUCACCACCCGCGACGACAACCCCCAGUUCCCAGAGGUGCGUGCCGUCGUGGUCUCACUGCCUGCCUGCCUGUCACAUGGGCUCACUACCUGCCACGUGGAUCACUACCUGCCAUGUGGAUUUCACUGUCUUGCCACGUGGGCUCACUGCCUACCAUGUGGGUUCACUGUCUGCCAUGUUCCACCAGUGGAUUUCGUUGUCAAGGCAGCAUGUGCGGUUGAGGGACACACGGGCGUGGCGUGUGCUUGUCACAUGUGCUCUUUGCUUGCUUGA
This is a messenger RNA of Closterium sp. Naga37s-1, 1005 nucleotides long. NCBI's taxonomy places the organism in Eukaryota, Viridiplantae, Streptophyta, Zygnematophyceae, Desmidiales, Closteriaceae. The record is from the annotation of a GenBank genome assembly.